This is a messenger RNA of Moneuplotes crassus, 1180 nucleotides long. NCBI's taxonomy places the organism in Eukaryota, Ciliophora, Spirotrichea, Euplotida, Euplotidae. The record is from the annotation of a GenBank genome assembly.
UUUUAGCAAAAUAUUGACUCUAAAUUUAUAAGUGGUUCUUCAAACUGGUUCUAAUAAUUAGCAAGAGUGGCCAAUAUCCCAUUUGGUCUAAAACUUAACAAAAGCCACUGAAACUUAGCUAUGGACAGAAUCUCAGAACUCUUUUUUGGAAUCCAGCAGAAGAAAGACUUGUGAAUGAACUAUGUGAAUGCCAGUAUUAGCCUAGUAAAAAAAAUGUUAAAAAUCUGUGUGAAGCUGAUAAGGAGAGAAUGGAGAAGAAACUUCUCUUUGAAGUCCAUAUUAUUAGAAAUGUGGAGAAGGCUAUUCUUGAAAAGAAAAUGAAAAUUAUGAAGGAGAUAGAGGACAACAAGUUUCAUAUUAACACCAUUGAGAUGGUUCUUAGAGAUUUAGAUGUUUUGUCGGAAGACUGAGAUUACUCUCUUUGUGAAAGUAUGCAGGUGGUUACUAAUCUUGUUUUUACGCAGAAGUAUCUGAAGUUUUCAAAAUUUACUGAAACUUCAGAAGAUGAUUGAGUAUGAGAACAGGAUGAUGAAGAAGUUAAGCUUUCAUUACUUUCUGAGAUUAGCAAUAUUGAUCAAUCAGGCACUGAAGCACAAGUAGCAUCUGUUACUCCUCCAAACUCUACUUUAGAAGCAACUGCAAAACCUAUUUAAAUUUGAGCCUGUCAACUCCGACUUCUCUAGUCUUUUGACAGAUAUGACGGAUACUGUGAAAGCUCCAGCUAGCAAUGGAGUGCUAGAUAAAUUAAUGAAAACAUUAGAGCAGAAGGGUGCUUUAGAUAAAAAAAUGAAAAAUUCCAUAAAGAAAUUAAACCAGUCCAUUGAUUCUAACAAAGGUGUUAUAGCUUCCCUUAAAGAGUUCAAUAAAGAGUGAGGGAUAAAUAUACAACUGCCAGACCCUGUUAGUGAUGGAGAGUUUGAAAAGGCUUAUUUCGAUUUAGUAUCUUCCCAAGCAAGCACUCCUGUAAAUAACCAAAAUCUAGGAUCACUGUUUACUGGAGGAGGGGGUGUCAUAAAAAACUGUGGGCCUAUUAAAGAUUCUAUUUUGUUUUACAGCCAAGAAGAACUUCCGACCUGUACUAAAGUAACACCUAAAACUCAGGUUGUAGUAGACUCUGACUUUGAGAGCGAUUGUGAAGACUAAAUAUCUUCAAUUAUUAAUUUUUAUAAAGGGGUUUUGG